Messenger RNA from Heterocephalus glaber (naked mole-rat), 6006 nucleotides. The record is from RefSeq and is a predicted model, not a curated record. NCBI's taxonomy places the organism in Eukaryota, Metazoa, Chordata, Mammalia, Rodentia, Bathyergidae.
GCAGUUGCCACAGGAAUUCUACUGGUGUUUAAUGGUAACAUAUAAGACGGUUCAUUCUCUCUGAAAUUUCUCUCAUCCAUCAAUCCAGCCAGCCAGUCAAACAGUAAAUAAUUUUAACACACAAAUAGCACUAAGCAACCGGGAAAGGUUAGGAUAUGUCUAUUUUGGUAUAUACAGUGAAGUACGGAUUUAAGUUGCUUUUAUCGGAUAGAUAACUAGGUACUCUUGCACCAUUCCCGAAUGUGCUGUCAUUUCCCCAUUACCAAAGAAGACCUCCUUGAUCAUAAACUGUGGACUAAUUUAUGUACAUCAGGGUUUGCCUCUGGGCUUUCUCUUCUGUUCCAGAGACCCGGCACCAGAAUAUUUAAAUCACUGUGGCGUUAAAUACGUUUUAAUAUCUGAUAGGGCCAGUUUCUGCGCAUUGCACUUUUUUUUUUUUUUUUUUCCUUUCAGGAACGAGUUCGGGCCCGCGGCAGGGGGCGGGGUCGCGCCUCCGCCGCGGCUCUGGUUCCAGCCAAGCCUCGCCGGUACAGAGAUGGAAAUCCCGAGGCUACUCCCGGCUCGCCGGACACCACAGGGCGGCGGCGGCCGUUGCCCCGCGGGCGGCGGUGGGGUCCACCGAGGCCCUGACCCGCCAGCCGGUCAGGCCCCGGCACGCCACCUCCUACUGCUCCGGGGGGCCCAAGAUGGCGGGCCCGGGCCGCGGAGCGAGGAGGCCCUCAGGGCCUCACGGGGCCUGGGCCCAAGCCCGUUGGCGCUGAGGCCGGAUCACCCGAGCGGCGGCGGCGGCGGCGGCGACGACUUCUUCCUAGUGCUGCUUGACCCGGUGGGUGGCGACGUGGAGACUGGGGUCACCGGUCGGGACGAAGGGCCCGUGUGGAGGGAGGAGACCGAGGCAGGCCUGGGACCCCAGGGGGAAGAGAGCAGCCUGAAGCCCGCGGGCCGCCCUGCGCUGAGCCCCCACUGCCCAUCCGCGGUCCCAGUCCCGGCCCCAGUCCCCGCCCCGGGCCCGGGCCCAGGCCCCGCCGCGGCCUUCUCAGGCACCAUCACUGUCCACAACCAGGAUCUGCUCCUACGCUUUGAGAACGGCGUCCUCACCCUGACCACGCCCCCGCUGCCGGUCUGGGAGCCAGGGGUCGCGCCUUUCCAUCAGGCUGGGGGUCUAAUCGCCCCGCCAGCCGGAUUCCCGCACCUGGCACAGCUGGGUGACUGCCCUGAGCUGCCGCCCGACCUCCUGCUGGCGGAGCCAGCGGAACCUGCGCCAGCCCCUGCGCCGGAGGAGGAGGCUGAGGGCCGGGCCUCGGCCCAGGGCCCCGGUGGGCCGCUGUGCCCUGGCCCAGGCGUGGUGUUGUACCUGUGCCCUGAGGCGCAGUGCGGACAAACCUUCACUAAGAAGCACCAGCUGAAGGUGCACCUGCUGACUCACAGCAGCAGCCAAGGCCAGCGGCCCUUCAAGUGCCCCCUGGGCGGCUGCGGCUGGACCUUCACGACAUCUUACAAGCUCAAGAGACACCUGCAGUCUCACGACAAACUGCGGCCAUUCAGCUGCCCAGUGGAAGGCUGUGGCAAGAGCUUCACCACCGUGUACAACCUCAAGGCGCACAUGAAGGGCCACGAGCAGGAGAACUCCUUCAAAUGCGAGGUGUGUGAGGAGAGCUUCCCCACGCAGGCCAAGCUCAGUGCCCACCAGCGCAGCCACUUCGAGCCAGAGAGACCCUACCAGUGUGCGUUUUCCGGCUGCAAAAAGACAUUUAUCACAGUGAGUGCCCUGUUUUCCCAUAACCGCGCCCAUUUCAGGGAACAGGAACUCUUUGCCUGCUCUUUCCCUGGCUGCAGCAAACAGUAUGACAAGGCCUGUAGGCUGAAAAUUCACCUGCGGAGCCACACGGGUGAGAGACCUUUCCUGUGUGACUUUGACGGCUGUGGCUGGAACUUCACCAGCAUGUCUAAACUCUUAAGGCACAAAAGGAAGCACGAGGAUGACCGGAGGUUCACGUGCCCUGUAGAAGGCUGUGGGAAAUCUUUCACGAGGGCUGAACAUCUGAAAGGCCACAGCAUAACCCACCUGGGCACAAAACCUUUUGUGUGUCCCGUGGAAGGCUGCUGUGCCAGGUUCUCCGCUCGAAGUAGUCUCUACAUUCACUCCAAGAAACACCUGCAGGAUGUGGACACUUGGAAAAGCCGUUGCCCUGUCUCCACCUGCAAUAAACUCUUCACAUCCAAGCACAGCAUGAAGACCCACAUGGCUAAAAGGCACAACCUGGGCCAUGAUCUAUUAGCUCAACUAGAAGCUGCAAAUUCCCUUACGCCCAGCAGUGAACUUACCAGCCAGGGACAGAACGAUCUCAGUGAGGCAGAGAUUGUGUCGCCCUUCUCCGACGUGCCUGGCAACAGUUCUGCUGCAGUGCUGGACACGGCAUUGGUGAAUUCUGGAAUCUUGACUAUUGAUGUCGCUUCGGUGAGCUCAACUCUGGCAGGGAACCUCCCAGCCAGUAAUAGUAACCCCUUAGGGCAGGCUGUGGACCCUCGGGCCUUGAUGGCCACCAGUGACCUUCCUCAAAGUCUGGAUACCUCUCUCUUUUUUGGAACAACAGCCGCUGGCCUUCAGCAGGGCCCCUUAGAUAUGGAUGAUGUCUCCAGUGUAAGUGUGGGGCCAUUGAGAUCUCUAGGCUCUUUGGCUAUGAAAAACUCCAGUCCAGAGCCCCAGCCCCAGGCUUUGACACCCAGCAAUAAGCUAACAGUGGACACAGAAGCUCUGACUCCUUCGAGUACCCUUUGUGAAAACAGUGUCUCAGAACUACUGACACCAACCAAAGCGGAUUGGAAUGUACACCCCGACUCUGACUUCUUUGGACAGGAGGAAGAAACCCAGUUUGGUUUCUCCAAUCCAGCAAGAAACCAUGGUUCUCAGAAAGAAACAGAUCUUAUCACAGUGACCGGCAGGUCAUUUUUGGUAUGAACCAACUCUUAUUUGUUAUUUAUUAUAUGUGGCUUAUUUUUCUUUCACUCAAUUUUGAGGGUACUCGGUACUGAAUGCUUAAACGCAGUCACUUCCUACUGGUUUGCAAAAGAACACAUCCCUGGACUACAAGUUUGGAGAUUUAAAUUCUGAUCUUGAGUCUGGAAAUGGCACGUUCUGUGACCCUGAACAAGUCAAUUAACCUGUCUGAGCCUUAAUUUCUUUAUGUAUAAAAUGAAGUAGUUUGAAUAGAUUGUUUCUAAGGUCUUUUCUGCUCUAUAUUUUCAGGAUAUUUUUGUGUUUCUGGAAAAACAGGAGUAGUUUUUCAAUGAUUAGUCAUUGCAUAAGCUUCUCAUGUAAUGAAAAGUCCUUUGAUCACUUUGAACAUUAAAAGAUCAGAGAUGGAGGAGGUGGUGUUUCACUUUAAAAAUUUAAUCAAUGUUUUGCACAGUGACCAAAUAUUUGUAAAAUGUAUUAAUAGACUUCAAAAAAAGUAAAAACAUUUUUGUUUCAUUCUAACCUCCCUUUUUUUUUAUUGGAGGAUGUAUUGUUUUUCUGGAACAUCCUGGAGUUUUGUUAUGAUUCAAAUCCAGACUAGAAUAUUGCCUUUAUGGUAUUCAAUAAAUGGUUUUAAAGAAGUGUUUAGUCUUUUAGAUCUGUAAUUCCCUAGCUUUCAUAUAUAUAUGACUUUUUCUAUAAUAGUGUGUAGUGAAGGGAAAAUACUUUCUGUUUUGGCAUGUUUCAGCAAAUCAUUAAUUUUCCUUUCCUAGUUCCCUCUUCAAAGGGGAGAAAUUAGUAUAAUUUCUUAUCACACUUGUGCAGGCAAUAUAGAUUUGUACGGGUUAAGAAGAAAGGAAUGGAGUUAUUUCUUCCAUGGAUUUCUUAGGAUUUUUCUCUAUAUAAUUCUUAUGUGACAUUACCACCUGUCCAUUAUUCCAAUUUGCUAGUGUCUUUCUCUCUGUUCAAAGGUAGCUGUUGGCUUUCCUAUAGAUGCUACUGUUCCAUGAAAAUCUGGGAAUAGACCAGAAGGAAAUUUUCUCUCCCCUGUUCUGGAGAGCUUAUUGCUGGCCUCUCUGAAAUGAGAUGUUUUGUCUCCCUUUUGGCUAGAUAUGAUCUAUCUUGCAUAAGCAUAGCAUUUUAUAUUUUAUAUGGAAUUUUCUUACCCAUUAUAUUUGAUCAUCACAGUCCCGUGAUGUGGUUAUAUCAAUACAACUGAUAUUAAAAUUUACUUACGUCAUACUACAAAUGAGUUUCACUUAGUAACUAUUAAUUCCUUCUUUCUUAAUUUUCUCUCAGAUAGCACUUAAAUCAAGGAGGAAAUAUUUCUCCAUCAUGUAUUCCAGUCUUAAGAAUUUUGUGAUCAUUUUGUUUAUAACCUGUUGCUCUGUUCCACCUUAAUUUAUAUCUGUUACUGUCUGCCUGCUCUGCUUCUUCUCUACCCUCUUCCCUUGUAUGUACAUCUCCUUUCCUUUCUCCUUUCUCUUUCUUUUUUUUCUAUUUAUUUAUUUUUAAUUAGAUCGUUUUUAUGGUCACCAUGUUUCAGUCAUUCUGUUCUCAGUCCAUUUUUCAGUCACAGUAUUUAUGGCAAGUCUCUGUACAGUGAGAAAUAUUUUCUUGAUUCAGAUGACAAUAUAUGAAUCAGAUGGUAAUGUAUUAUUUUAUGCAAGGUUUUAGAGAGAAGUACUUUUACUUUUCUAAAAUUUUCCCCAUGUAAUUCGGCUAACAAAACCUAUUAGUUUUUUAAAACAAACCAAGUACUGUUUGCAUGUAGAUACUUGAGGACAAUUAUCACAGUACUUUGACAGUACACUUCAUAAUAAUCCACUUUGAAAUGUCUUUAUGUUUUCCAGUUGGUUGUACUUUUGCAGUGAAAAGCAAAGAUCUAUACAUAAACUUAUAAUUCAUAGAAAUAAUGGGAAUUUUGUCGUGUCCAAGCAAUUUAACAGUUUUCCCUCAGCACUUUGGAAAGAUUUGAAACUGUUUUAGAUAUGUGUUGUCAUUAGUUAAAAUAAUUAACAUCUCUUAAGAUUGUUCUUCUUUUCCUAUGCACAGGAGCUCAAAGACUGAGGUGAACAUAGAGGUCAUAGGCCUCAAUUACAAUAUAUAACUGUAAUAGUAUUUAAAAAUCUUUUAUUUUGUUUCUUUAAUCCCUCAGAUCAAUCCCCCCCCCAUUAAAAACUGUCAUAAGUUUUACUUUUGCCACAGUGUAUGGAAAUUUCAAAGGGUAAAUUUUACUUUUUUUGAAGAUAAACAUCUUGUAAUUAUCUUUAAGGUUUCUCUUUCAGUACCAUUUUCCUAGCAUGAUGGUGAAAAUGACACGUAAUUAUAGUCAAAAGUAUGGCUACAAAUAUAAUGGUUACAUUUCUGUUGGUGUUGGCAUAAAUUUGCCAGUUUUUUAGUGCAAUGACACAUGAUUUAAUUUUCUCAUUUGGCUUUUGUUCCUCUUCAGUCUUUGAUUUAUUAAUUUUUUUCCAAUUGAAAACAUAACAAAAUAUCUUUCAGGAAGGUUUGAUUCCAGGGCACUAUUAAGCAUAUUUAUUAUGAGUUAAAAUAUGUUAAUCUUGACGUUUUACCACUUAACUCAUUAUAGUGUUACAUAAUUGGAAGCCUUGAGUAGCAGAAGUGGAAGUUCGAGAAUAUGAGGAUCAUUUUUCUGGAUGAAAUGCUCCAUAUUCUCCAGGAACAAUGAAAAAGAGACCUUUACUAUAACAGGGUGUUUAGAUUAUUCCUUGAUUCCAAAUUAAGAAAUGAUUUUAUUCUCUGCUUGGCAAUAUUCAUAAUCCUUCAAUAAUUUUUGUAUCAAACAGAUCCAUUGGUGAUUUUGUAAUAUUUAAAAUCCAAUAUAAAAUGCAGGUCACUCAAAAUAUGUGAUUAUUGAAAUGUAAAGGUGAACUAAAAUGUAUGUAUGUAUUGCUUUUGAAAAAAAAAGUUUGCUUAGAAACCUUUUAAAGCAAAUUAUGCCUUGUUGGUUUAAAGAACAUGUCUAAGUACAAACUAGUAUAAAUACAAAGCACUCAAAUAAAUUUUAUAUAUUUUUCAAGUGUAAA